AUGCAGCUCCUCACCUCGACCCUCCCUGCCGACUUCGCCUACGUGACCGCUGUCGGUACUGUCGGUGUCUACGGUCUUCUCCAGUUCGCGACCAUCAAGGUCUCCAAUGCCCGCAAGGCCGCCCAAGUCGCCUACCCCGCCCCGUACGCCGAGAACUCCGUUGCCGAGCGCGACGUCCGAGCCAAGGUCUUCAAUUGCACUCAACGCGCUCACGCCAACACCCUCGAGAACCUCCCCGUCUUCCUCCUCUCGCUCUUUCAUACCGGUCUCUACCACCCUCGUGCGGCGGCUAUCGGCGGAUUGGUCUGGAUCCUCGGCAGGUUCGCGUACGUCCAGGGUUACGCGUCGGGCGACCCGAAGGCGAGGAUGCGUGGGUCGUUCCAGUACCUCGGCUUGAUCCCCCUCUUCCUCUUCUCGUCGUACAAGGCCAUCUCGUCGCUUCCCAUCUUCGCUUGA
This is a messenger RNA of Rhodotorula toruloides NP11, 456 nucleotides long. Its product is annotated as microsomal glutathione S-transferase 3. The transcript is spliced from 3 exons. The record is from RefSeq and is a predicted model, not a curated record. Gene Ontology annotation, cellular component: nuclear envelope; endoplasmic reticulum; membrane. Gene Ontology annotation, molecular function: glutathione peroxidase activity; glutathione transferase activity. The coding region runs from base 1 to 456 and encodes 151 amino acids. NCBI's taxonomy places the organism in Eukaryota, Fungi, Basidiomycota, Microbotryomycetes, Sporidiobolales, Sporidiobolaceae.